CCUUAAUUUGGCACCACAAGAUAACAACAGCCAGCCAUCGAAUCGAAACCACCUGCAACCCCGCACGAGGGAUCUAGCCGCCAUUCGUCUCGGUCUCCGGCCUCCGGCCACCGCGCCCGCGAGCCAAUGGGCUUCGCCAAACGUCCUAAUAAGGUCGACGGCCCGCCAAGCCGGACCAGCAGCGUGGCCUCCUCCGGCACCAGCGCCAGCGCCCGAACGUCCUCCAUCUCCAGCGAUGACGGGAACGGUGGACGGCCAGGCCAGUCCCCGGCGCGCGGCGCCCCGGGCCACACGCUGGAGGCGCCGUCGCGGAAGAACCGGCCCGCACGUAGCCCCUCCCGGCCGGCGCUGCUGUUCCAGAAGCUUCGCCGCGCGCUCCCCAUCCUGGCGCCCCGGUGCGGGAGGACGCCGGCGGGGUCGGCGCGCGAGGUCGCGGCGUCGACCUCCUCGGGCGCCGCCGACUCGCACCUCAUGUCGCGGCACGUCGCGUCGGGCGGCGGGAGGCGGCCGUGCCGGCGUGUGACGGGCACGCUGUUCGGCCGCCGCAAGGGCCGCGUCGCGCUGGCGCUGCAGGAGACGCCCCGGAGCCUGCCGAGCCUGGUGGUGGAGCUGGCGCUGCAGACGCACGCGCUGCUCCGCGAGCUCGGCAACCCCGCCGGCGCGCGCAUCGUGCUGGAGACCGAGCGCCGCCGCGGCGGCACUGGCGAGGGGCCUAAGCGCGCGCCGCCGCUGCUGGACGAGGUGGCGUGGACCAUGUUCUGCAACGGGAGGAAGACCGGGUACGCGGUGCGGCGGGAGGCGACGGACUACGACCUGACGGUGAUGGAGACGCUGCGGGCAGUGUCCAUGGGCGCCGGCGUGCUCCCGGUCCCAGCUGGAGCUGGAGCUGGAGGUGGGGUCUCGGGGUCGGCGCCGGACGACGAGGUGGCGUACAUGCGCGGCUGCUUCGAGCACUUGGUGGGGUCGUGGGACUCGGAGUCGCUCUACAUGGUGACGCCCCAGGGCGGCGGCACCGGCCCGGAGCUCGCCGUGUUCUUCGUCAGGCUCUGACCAAAACGCCCUCUCCUUAGGAAGGAGAUGGGCGGUGGAAGAUCCGUACGUGAUCGGUGAUGGUCGGGUCGCCCUGCUAUAGUUGCACGGAUGUAUAGAUUUUGAUUAGAUUUAAUUUAUUUAUUCUUGCCCAAAAGCAUGCACGACCCUUGUAUAUAUGGUUGAAAGAAGUAAAGCUA
Messenger RNA from Triticum aestivum (bread wheat), 1229 nucleotides. RefSeq names its product protein MIZU-KUSSEI 1-like. The transcript has a single exon. The coding region runs from base 127 to 1050 and encodes 307 amino acids. Lineage: Eukaryota; Viridiplantae; Streptophyta; Magnoliopsida; Poales; Poaceae. Gene Ontology annotation, biological process: hydrotropism. The record is from RefSeq and is a predicted model, not a curated record.